UUUUCUAUAAAAAAAGUAUAAUAUCACUUUUUGGAUAACAAUGGUGGUCCAAGCAAAAGAGGAGAUGUCUAUUUGUGUCUUUGUUCCUACAGAAACAGCUAAUUAAUUAUACUUUGAUGACCUUAGUCUUUACUAACGCCUUAACCCAUGCUCGUGAGCAAGCUGUAACACAUGAAAUAACUCCCACUCGCAUGUAAAGACACACUCUAGGCGCCCUUCUCUCCCUCUGUGUCUCUCCUUUCCUCUUGUCUUGUCAUUCACAUUAGUCUCCAGUUCACUGCUCGCUCUCCUCUGAUUGGCUUUCACUCUCUCUCUCUCUCUCUCUCUCUGUUUUGCAUCCUUGCUCACUUUCUCCUACACGCUGCUUCUUUCUCUCUCAUUCAUACACCACAUACCUGAUUUUUUUGUCUAUUAUUUUCUUUCUUUCUCUCUCUCUCUCUCUCUCUCUCUCUCUCUCUACCCCCCUCCCCCUCGCUAUGUGGCUCUACACUUCCUGGCCUGGCACGAUACCCUUGAGAGAGAGAGCAGCCCCACAGUCCUCUCUCUCUCUCUCUCUCCUUCUGAGCGGGAUGCUCGACAGCCUGUUCCCUCCUCUCCUCCUCCCUCCUCCCUCCUCCCUCUCUCUCUCUCUCUCUCUUGAAUUCUCUUGUUCUCUUAGUCUCUGACACAUCUUUCAAACCUUUCUCAUCUUUUCAUCUGUCCCUCUCUCUUGCAUACUCGCGUGUACAGUAUCGCAGCUAGACGUCGGUGAGUGCGCGUGUGUUUAACUGACCGGACGAGGCUGACAUGCCGGCGUGGAGUGUAAUCGCUGCCUCUUGACUGCACGCGCGUGUGUGUUGUUUUUGUGUGUGUGUGUGUGUGUGUGUGUGUGUGUGUGUUUAUUCCCGUGUGUGCAUGUCUGAAGGCUCAGCUGCUCUCAUGUUCAUCUGCCAACACAGCCUUUGCUACGAGCAACAUGUUUCGACGCACUAAAAGUUGCAGAACCAGUAACCGGAAAAGCCUCAUCCUGACCAGUACGUCCCCCACGCUGCCACGGCCGCACUCCCCACUGCCCGGACACAUAGGAAGCAGUCCGUUGGACAGCCCUCGCAACUUCUCACCAAGUGGCCCCGCCCACUUCUCCUUCGCCUCUUCUCGCAGGGCUGAUGGUCGUCGAUGGUCCUUGGCUUCUCUGCCGUCCUCAGGAUAUGGCACCAAUACACCCAGUUCAACAUCAUCCAGCUCAUCGCAGGAGCGACUGCACCAGCUGCCCUUCCAGCCCACCAUGGACGAGCUGCACUUUCUGUCCAAGCACUUCGGCAGCACCGAGAGCAUCACGGACGAUGACGGGGGUCGACGCUCGCCGCACGUCCGCCCUCGCUCUCGCAGCCUCAGCCCGGGGCGCUCUCCUUCCUGCUAUGACAAUGAAAUAGUGAUGAUGAACCAUGUCUACAAGGAGCGAUUCCCCAAGGCCACAGCUCAGAUGGAGGAGAGGCUGGCCGAGUUCAUGCACAACUACUCCCCAGAGAGCGUGCUGCCUCUGGCCGACGGGGUCCUCAGCUUCAUCCACCACCAGGUAGCUGAGCUGUCGCGGGACUGCCUGACCAAAUCACGUGAGGGCCUCAUCACCAGCGUCUACUUCUGUGAACUGCAGGACAACCUGGAGAAGCUGCUGAAUGAUGCGUAUGAGCGCUCGGAGAGUUCAGAGGUCACCUUCGUCAUCGAGCUGGUCAAAAAACUCUUCAUCAUCAUAUCUCGUCCAGCCAGGCUCCUCGAGUGUUUGGAGUUCAACCCUGAGGAGUUUUAUCAUCUGCUGGAGGCGGCGGAGGACCACGCAAAGGAGGGACAGCUGAUGAAGGCAGACAUCCCCAGAUACAUCAUCAGCCAGCUGGGGCUGACCAGAGACCCACUGGAGGAAAUCGUGAGCCUCGACAGCUAUGACAGCGAGGGUCCACACACGCCCGAGACUGAUGACUCAGCGGAGGGAAGAACGAGAGCCAUCAAACCGCCGAGUGAGGAAGAUUUUCAGAACAUCAAACUCAUCAGCAACGGGGCUUAUGGUGCGGUGUACCUGGUGCGCCACAGGGAGACACGUCAGCGUUUUGCCAUGAAGAAGAUCAACAAGCAGAAUCUGAUCCUGAGGAAUCAGAUCCAGCAGGCUUUCGUCGAGAGGGACAUCCUCACCUUCGCAGAGAACCCGUUUGUCGUCUCCAUGUUCUGCUCCUUUGAAUCGCGGAGACAUCUGUGCAUGGUCAUGGAAUAUGUGGAGGGUGGUGACUGUGCCACUUUGUUAAAGAACAUCGGGGCUCUUCCUCUCGAGUUGGCACGGAUGUACUUUGCUGAGACUGUUUUAGCCCUGGAGUACCUGCACAACUACGGCAUCGUCCACAGAGAUCUCAAACCAGACAAUCUGCUGAUCACCUCCAUGGGACACAUCAAGCUUACAGACUUCGGCCUGUCAAAGAUGGGUCUAAUGAGCCUCACCACCAACCUGUACGAGGGACACAUCGAGAAAGACGCCAGAGAGUUUCUGGAUAAGCAGGUGUGUGGGACCCCGGAGUACAUCGCUCCAGAGGUGAUUCUCCGUCAGGGUUACGGGAAACCUGUGGACUGGUGGGCUAUGGGCAUCAUCCUCUAUGAGUUCCUGGUGGGCUGUGUGCCUUUCUUUGGAGACACUCCUGAGGAGCUGUUUGGACAGGUCAUCACAGAUGAUAUCGUUUGGCCAGAAGGUGACGACGCCCUGCCUGCAGAUUCUCUGGACCUCAUCUCUGCCCUGCUGCAGACCAACCCGCUCGGGAGGUUGGGCACAGGUGGAGCGUUCGAGGUGAAGCAGCACUCGUUCUUCACCGAGCUGGACUGGAACAGUCUGCUGAGACAGAAAGCCGAGUUCGUCCCUCACCUGGAGUCAGAGGAGGACACCAGCUACUUUGAUACGCGCUCGGAUCGUUAUCACCACAUCAAUACGUACGACGAGGAUGACACCAAUGACGACGAGCCGGUGGAGAUCAGACAGUUCUCUUCCUGCUCUCCUCGCUUCAGCAAGGUGUACAGCAGCAUGGAGCAUCUUUCUCAGCUGGAGCAGAAAGCUACGACCUCGGUGUCCCGUCGGGAGCACAAGGGCCCGCGGGAGGACAAGGUGACGAAGAGAGAGAGCCUGGGCAGCUUCAGCAUGAGAGACAAGAGCUGGAGGACGGGAUCCCCAGAGAUGAAACGCCUGUCUUGUUCGGAGUCCCUCUACAUGGAGGGGGAUGCCAGCCCACCUCUCGGUGCUCGCAGACGCUUCUCAGCUCUGAUGGAAACGCAUCGUUUCGCCUCGCCCCUGGACGGUGAGCCGGACUUCCUGUCCCGCCAGGUGCCCAUCAAGGUUCGGGGAACCUCGCUGGAUGGAACCAGCGCCCCGUCACCGAGCCUCCUGGAGCAGAGAAACAGUCUGAAGGAGAUCAACGGAGCAGACAAAUCCCCCCGACACGGAGAGACACCUGGAGUCGCCACGGCCAUCGCUACAUUAUCUCAAAGUCCUGCAGCGGCUGGUCGGGACGUGAUGACUCCUCUGUACGACCCUCUCGGGCCUCGGGCCACAAACGACCUGGUCCUCCGCAGGGCGAGACAUCAGCAACUGUCUGGUGAGGGAGAGAAACGCAACUCGAGGGCUGGAAACAAGGUCAUCAAGUCAGCGUCUGCCACAGCCUUGUCUGUCAUCAUACCAUCAGUGGAUCAGCAUGGCGGCUUCUCUCCCCUCGCCAGCCCCAUGUCCCCCCACUCCUUCUCUUCCAACCCCUCGUCCCGGGACUCCUCGCCCAGCAGAGACUUCUUCCCGGCAGUGAGCGUGUUGCGCUCUCCCAUCACCAUCCAUCGCUCUGGAAAGAAGUACGGCUUCACUCUCAGGGCCAUCAGGGUCUACAUCGGGGACAGUGAUAUCUACAGCGUGCAUCACAUAGUCUGGCAUGUGGAGGACGGAGGCCCCGCCCAGGAAGCUGGUCUGUGCGCCGGUGACCUCAUCACCCACGUAAACGGGGAGCCUGUCCACGGCCUGGUCCACACUGAAGUGGUGGAGCUCAUCCUAAAGAGUGGAAACAAGGUGACGGUGACGACCACUCCUUUUGAGAACACCUCCAUCAAAGUGGGUCCUGCGCGCAAAGCCAGCUACAAGUGUAAGAUGGCCCGACGAAACAGGAGGACCAUGGGAAAGGACAGCCAGGAGAGUAAGAAGCGUAACUCCUUGUUCCGUAAGAUCACCAAGCAGUCCAACUUGCUGCACACCAGCCGCAGUCUGUCCUCGCUGAAUCGCUCUCUGUCGUCCAGCGAGAGCCUUCCUGGCUCCCCAACUCACAGCCUGUCUGCCCGCUCCCCGACUCAGGGCUACCGCUCCACCCCUGAGCCCUCAUACCUGGGUUCCUCUCAGAACAGCUCUCCAGCCUCCAGCACUCCCAACUCCCCCGCUCCCUCUCAGCACAUGAGGCCCAGCUCCCUGCACGGCCUUUCCCCUAAGCUCCACCGCCAGUACCGCUCCGCCCGCUGUAAGUCCGCUGGUAACAUCCCCCUCUCCCCGCUCGCCCACACACCCUCCCCUACCCAGUCUUCUCCGCCACCCUUACCAGGCCACACUGUGGGGAGCUCCAACACCACCCAGUCCUUCCCUGUCAAGCUCCACUCCUCGCCACCCGUGGUCAGACCCCGACCUAAGAGCGCCGAACCCCCACGAUCACCGCUCCUCAAGCGGGUGCAGUCAGCAGAGAAGCUGGGUUCACCACUGACCCAGUCCAGCUCUACGGGCGGGCUGGGGGGUCCGCUGAGGAAGCACAGCCUGGAGGUGCAGCACUCUGAGUACCGUAAGGACGCCUUCCUCUGCGAGCUCGGCCUCCAGAGCCUGCUGGAGACGGACGGAGAGAACCUGCCUUAUCCUCCGCCGCUGCCCUCUUCUUCAUCCUCUUCUGCGCCUGAGACUGGAGUCCUGAAGCCUGUGAGGAGGCUAGGAAGACAAGAGUCACCGCUUAGCAGGGAGACACUGCUGGCCGGGAGGGAGAGAGAAGAGAGGGAAAGAGGACGAGAGAGGGAGAAAGAGAGGGACUCUGAUAACGGGUCAGUUCUGGAGAGACUGGGUCGUGUUGGAGCUACAGUGUCCCCGUCAUCCUUAACGAGAAAACCUCACACAACGGAGUCGCCCUUGAGUUCACAGGCUGGACCUAGCUCCAGAGCGAGUACGGAAACCACUAAGGCUACGACUCCGAGCACCCCUACCAAAACAACGGGAAGCCUCGUUGGUCACAGGGGGCCUGAAAAGUGUCCAGCAGACUUAACUUCAAAACAGCAAGACUUCAGGGCAGCCAAAGGUGUGUUUUCUCACAGUAAAAUCUCCCAGGAGCAGCCCGUGGGGAGAACUGAACCAAAGCAGGAAGGAAACAAGAGUCUGAGGCCUGGUUUACCUGGUGCUGCUUUCAAGAGCUCUACUUCUAGUCCGGAUAAAUCCAUCAGCAUGAACGCUACAGUGACAGCAGGUUCAAGUAUGAACAAAACCUUUAAACCGUCAGGUAUGGGGGACAGCCUGAGGAAAGCAGGAGUGGAGAGCAGCGACUUGAGGACUCAGGACAUUAGCCCUAAAAGCCCCAAACUCCCUAUUCGAAUUCUUGCCCCUGUCGUCCCCCCACACGGACAACCGCUCUCGCUGGGCAAGGUGAGGCAGGGGCUCGGACCGGUCAACUGCUACCGGGGUACUCUUGACUGGGAGGACAAAUGUCGCCUUGAGGUGGUGGAGGAGCAUUCGCCUUCACCGUCUCCCUCCCCGACUUCUGUCGCGCCUACACUCUGCGGACCCUCCCUCUGUAAGUCGCGGCCGGUCUCCCCCGGGGAAAAGACGAGUUUCGUCAGCCAGCUGACCACUGUGGCCAAAAAUGUCCUCGGGCCGAUCAAGCUCGGCUCCCUGGAGGGCGCCAGGAGCAAAGAGCAGCAGAGUAAAGCGGCGGAGGAAAAGCAGGGAGGCGCGGCGGGAAAGUCUGACACUCCCGCGGCAGGUCGAUUGGUUGCUGGGGCUGCUGUGGUGACACAAAGUCCUGCUGGCAUGCCACUUGAGAAGGCUGCAACGGGUAGCGGCCCACCCAAAAUAUAACCCCCAAAUCGAACUUCAGUAAGAAAAGAAAAAGAAAAAGAAAAAAAGAUGCCUUUUUUUUGAAGAACAAUGCAACAGAAGUCAAGCACUUAAAAACAAUGUACAUUCCAGUUAAAAUGUAUAUAAAAUGUUAUUUAUUGAUUUCAAUCAUUGACUGAUUCUAACUUAAAACCAAUAGUAAAAUGAUCUACUGUAAAGGUGCAUUAUCUGUUGAUUUUCUAUAGAAAGUAUUUAAUAAGAAGACUCUUAAUGUAAUGUGGAACACUUUAUCAGAUGUAUAUGUGUGUGGGUAUAUGUGAAUGCAUGUCAUAUGGUUAUGUACUGUACAUGUAUUAUAGGUACAAGAAGGUCAAAAAGUGCUUUACCGAUCAAAACGUGCUGAAUACUGUGAAUACCAAAUCCAGUCACUCUACUUUGUCCUUCAACCAGCCCUAUUGUCUUUAACUGUUUCAUUAAACAGGACGACGAAACGGGGGGGAGGGACUGAGCUGCAGUCAAAAAGGAAAAAUUAGCAUCUGACAACAUGAAUGACUGAUUGUUUGGAGACAGCGGGUAAAAAAAAAAAAAAACAAGCAGCAGCAUGAUUUAGCUCAUUUCUUCAUGCAGCAGUUUAUUGAGCUAAUGUGCACAGUCGGGCAAAACAGUGGAUGUCACGUCAAACACUGUCCAGCUCUGCCUGUCGCAGGGAUCCUGUUUGUGUGUGUGUGUGUGUGUGUGUGUGUGUGUGUGUGUGUGUGUGUGUGUGUGUGUGUGUGAACCUACCUUGGGUCUAUUUCUAGUGGUUCUUAAAGGCUACAGGGCUGACAGAGCUCAGGCUCAGCGCUUAUCUCCCCUUUGCAGGAGGGCUACCGCAGUCCUUCUCUCCCUCUGCCUCCAACUGUAGCCUUCACACACACUCACACACACACACACACACACACACACACACACACACACACACACACACACACACACACACACACACACACACACACACACACACACACACUUACACAUGCACAAACACAUUUUCACAACUUGCAGCAGUUGAUUUUCAUGCAUUUAAAUCCAUGCCCAUGUGGUCAGGAUUGGGACGUGAGUGUGUUUGUGAGCGAGUUAGUGAGUUAGUGAUUUUAGAAGUGUGUGAGGGGGUUUGGAGUAAUCACACUCGACACUGUUGACACAGCGAGGGUCACGACAGAAACCAAACUGGAAUUAAACAAGCAGCAGGCAUGAUCCAGUAUCAGCUGCUGGCUUUAAUGAAAACUCUCUCUCCAAACCACACAGGCACAGUGAUGGGUACCUAUGUGGAAAUAGUAUAAAACAAUGAUAAGCACAUUUACAGUGAAUCUAUGUGUUGUUUGGAGUCUAAGCAGGCAGUCGUGGAUGUAGCAUACUGUAAGAUGUUAAAGGGCUCUAUAGCUGAAGUAGGUAGGAAUCAUUAGACUGUAACAAGUCUGAAACAGAGUAAUCACAACGAUUGUGCUUUUAGGUCCAACAAGCAAGCUUGACAAAUGUGAUGCUCACAUUUUGCUUUGUAACAAACUGAUACAAAUAUUUGAAUCAAUAAUGUCAGCAGGAGUGCUGGAAGAGUUAAAUGUUCACAGUAAACUGUCUCUGAACUCAGUUGAUUUCCAGACGUGUGCAGGAAGAAGAAACAAUUUGAUCCAUCUUUGACGAUUUGUAAAAUGUUUCUUCUCUGACAGCAGUUCGAUUUAAAUGACCUCCAUCCUUUUAGCUCUAAACAUGUACUCUGAUUUCACCAACAACAGCGACUUCACGCCAAGGCAGAAGUUCUGAAAAAUAUCAGCUACUUCUAAAUUGAUGUCUUUGAAUUGGCUCGGUCUGCACAACGACUUGCAAAAUAUUUUUCUACAUUGUUAUUGCACAGUUGUGUUGUGAGUAGUUACAAAUAGCUGGGAAAAAAAAGCUAAAUGCUAGCGGGAAAGUUGAUUUUUGCUGAAUUGUCUUUUCAAAUCUUUACAUCAUUCACAUAAAAGACAAUUGUGUAUGCGUCUUUAAUGCAAUAUCAUUUAGUUAUCUUUUUUUUAAUAAGGAUUCUGUGUUCAACAACCUCAAAUCUUACAAUGUUUGAGGGUGUUGCAAUGAUUUUUAGGUCCCAGGUUGUACAUGCAAACAACCUCUGCUGUGUACUAUACUGCCCUCCAGUGGUUAAACAAAAAUCCACUGUUAAACAUGUUACUAUAAAACGUGCAUUAAUGACAUGUUGGAGUUUCUUUAAUGGAGCAAAGACCACCAAAACAAGUAUUAGCCAUAAUAUGCAUUUAUGUUUCCUAACACAAUAUUUGCAGUAUUUAUCAAAUGAACACUUGAAAUAUGAGUUAAUUCCUCCUCUGAUGUUGUGGUCUUCACCUGACUGUUAACUACUGUAUAUCUUCUGGAAUAGGGAAGAACAUUUUUAAAUAUCCUGUCUUAAAUAGUGUACUGAUAGGAAGGAGUUCUUUUGUAUCUUUAUGUAAGAAACCAGUAAUCAGGUCGGCUCCUGAGACAUAAAGCUGACUGUAAUGUUAUCUUAUACAGCUACCGUGCCCACUUUCAGGCCUUUUCUCAAUCUAUGGUGUCUAUACCUGUGUUUAAUGUUUGAUCUUUUCUUUUCUCUUUUUGUGGUUGACAGAGAGAGUAGUAUAUAUGCACUUUAUUUAAAAAAUGAUUUUUUUUUUUAAUUUGCUGGUAUUGUUUGUAAGUUACUUUGAAGAAAAAAAAAAGAAAAUAUACUAUAUAAAAAAACUGAAUCUACAAAUGAACACUUAAUCCAAGUAUAAAAAAAACAUUCCACACUUCUCUGUUCACUGAAAGUGUAUUUAUUUGUACCAUGGGGCAUUUUUGUUUGUGGUAGAUGUAAUUCAAAUGCAGACACCUGAAGUGCAGUAUGUGGAAUUAAAUUCUGAGAUUUGUUCCAAA
Molecule: messenger RNA, 8983 nt
Organism: Labrus mixtus (cuckoo wrasse)
Lineage: Eukaryota; Metazoa; Chordata; Actinopteri; Labriformes; Labridae
Gene: mast1a
Product: microtubule associated serine/threonine kinase 1a
Exons: 26
Coding region: 956-6082 (1708 amino acids)
Biological process (GO): intracellular signal transduction; peptidyl-serine phosphorylation
Molecular function (GO): magnesium ion binding; protein serine/threonine kinase activity; ATP binding
Source: RefSeq, a predicted model, not a curated record